This is a messenger RNA of Camponotus floridanus (Florida carpenter ant), 4977 nucleotides long. It is a transcript of the gene RecQ4, whose product is annotated as ATP-dependent DNA helicase Q4. NCBI's taxonomy places the organism in Eukaryota, Metazoa, Arthropoda, Insecta, Hymenoptera, Formicidae. The transcript has 7 exons. Gene Ontology annotation, molecular function: 3'-5' DNA helicase activity; four-way junction helicase activity; nucleic acid binding. Gene Ontology annotation, biological process: double-strand break repair via homologous recombination. Gene Ontology annotation, cellular component: chromosome; cytoplasm; nucleus. The record is from RefSeq and is a predicted model, not a curated record. Bases 137 to 4741 code for a protein of 1534 amino acids.
GUGUCCCUCCAAUUCGCUGUCACUGACCCACACGAGGAUUGUUAAGGAUCAAGAGCAACUGAUGGCGUAAAUUAGUAUCGAACGCGUGUUCGAUUUUAGUAUUCCACGUUUGUAAAUCGUUUUAUUCCUUAAUAACAUGAAGAUCUUGGAAGAUCCCAUUUUUAAAACUAAGUACAUGAAAAGCAAACUCCGCGUAAAACAAUGGGAAAGCGAUUUUAUGGAAAAGUACGGACGCAAGCCUAACAAAAAUGACAUAAAAGAAGCAGAUAUUUCUAUCAAAGAAGCAUACAAGAUAUAUUGGAAACUAAAAACGCGCGCCCUUGAGGAAACUCUUACAGAUAUUACUUUCUACGAUGAUGUGCAAGACAAUGUCACUAAUAACUUGCUACAAAAAUCAGUAGAUGAUCAGGAUAGGAUUCCAAGUCCAGAAAAAAAUACAAAAGAUACAGAGAACAUAGAUCCACAUGAUAGUAAAUGUUUUACAGAAAUUGAGGAUUCUUUCAGUGAAUUGAAUACACCAACAAAUGUUGAAGGAGUUUGGGGAGAUAAUUUGAACAAGAUCAAGGAAAAGCCGAAGCGGAAGCAAUUAUUGAUUGGUAGAACUUCAUCUUUUCAACUUUCUAAAAACAAGUUUGAAAGUUCAACCUUUACUAAACGAAAUCCCAGAAAAUCAUUAUCAUUGACUAAAAUCAGGAACAAAUCUGAGAGUAAUUCUAGUUCAAGUAUUGAUCAGAGUGGUAAAGAUGAUGGCUUUGAUACGACAGUUAAUGAAGUGAAGUCUCUGUUUGGUGAAUCAAUGAAAUUAACAUUUAAAGAAAGCAAACCUACCAGUCAAUAUUCCAUCAAUGCUGUCCAACAAUUAGCAGAUGGCCACAUGACUUGUGUAAGCCGUAAUUUAAAUGAGGGUUGGCUUGAUCGAUGUACAAAGGAGAGUAAUUUGAACAUAGAAACUAUUAAUCUACAAAGAUUCUCGGGUACUAGCGAUUCUGGAGUGGAAUCAAUGGAAUCCAGUAUUCAUUCUCCAAAGUCAUCUGUUGCGCAUUCUGCCACAAUGCUCCAAGUUUCCGACGAAGAUUUUAUAUGCAACAGUGAUUCCGAAGAAGAGUGCAGGAAAAAACGUAUCAGAAAUUUCAAAAAACAGUUAAGUAAUCAAGAUAAUGAUCAUCCUACAAAACGACAAUGCGUUAAAAUUGAUUUUGAUUCCACGAUUAUUGAAUCUAAUGCUAUAAUCAAUAAUGAUACAUUCAAGCAGACUUGUUAUGUUAAUGCAAGUUCUGAUUUAAUAUUGAAAAAUAAUUAUAGUAAAAACGCAGCUGAUGACAAUAUUAAUACAUUUAAAUUAACUAACGAUAUUAAAACGAAUUUUAAUACAUUGAACGAAUCAGUUAAAAUUGAAAACAAUAUAAUUCCCUUGGAUUCAAACAUCGAGUCGAACAUUGCUAAUAAUGAUAAAAAGACAUCUGAGAACAUUUGUCAAACAAAUAGUAGGUCUAGAGUAACAAAUACCAUUCCUGAAUCAGCUGAUUUUAUAAAUCAGGAAAACACUUUGAUGUCUAAUGAGAAACCAGUGAGGCAAUGUACACGUGGAAGAGAGAAACAAGUAUUAUUUGAUUCCAAUCCUAAUUGUACAGAAGAGAAAACUAAAAAGACAAAAGUAAAGACGAAUGGCACUACGAAGAUACGUUCCGUUAAAAAAUCUACAGAUCAGCAAAAUAAAGAAAAGACGAUGAACAAUGAAGAAAAAUGCGAUAUGAGAGAAAAGAGAAGAUCUCUUAGAAGAAAAUCAAGUUUAGAGGAUGAGAAAAAGCAAAGUUCGGACCUGGAAACAUACGAAAUUCCGACAUACGACAUGAAAAUGUUGCAAACGGUUCCUCGCUUUACAAUAAAACCAACAGAGACUAGCGAUCUUAUCGCGCAACUUUCCGAAUCGCUUCGCACUGAUGAACUAGAAAAUGAUACUCUGAUACCUUCAAAAGCAAAUCCCAAACUGACUGCGAUAGAGAAGCUGGAGAAGAAAAUGGAUACCGGAACGAUGAAUAAUAAUUUCGUUAGGAUAAAUUUGAAAAAGAAGGUGUACGUGCGAGGCAAAAAGAACUUCAGUUUGUUUAAGUAUAAGAGAAAUCAGUGGAAAAAUAGGAAGAAGCUGGCAUCCAGCGAAAGCAGUUUGGAUGCAGCUGAUCUGAUUGACAAAAAUGGCAUAACAUGUUUUAAAUGCGGUGAGUCUGGGCAUUUCGCUAAAUGUUGCACAACUUCCAAGAAUGCUACUCUUUUGCCUUUGAACGAGAUCGACGAAUCUACAAACUUUCCGACUCUGGAGGAAGCUGAAAAGAUGGCCAGUAAGAACGCACAAAUUGCGCAAGGUCAUAGAACCGAUUGGCUUUCGCAAGAAUCGUCUUAUUCCACUACGAAUAUUUCGUGUUCGCAACACGAAGAAAACAAAGACAUAGCGAAGUUAUUCGAUGACGACUUUCCGGACGUCAAUGAAAAAGAUUUAAUUUUCCAGCAUAAGAUACCACAGGAAUUAUUGUCCAGAUUAUUGCCGCCUGAACGAGGAAUAGUCGAUCCGCUAUAUUCUGCAAACGAAGAUGGUAGUCUUAUCAAAACUCCGACGGAAGUCUUCGAAGCGUUGCGCACGUUUGGUCAUGAAAGUUUUAGGACCGGCCAAGAGAAAGCAAUCAUGAGGAUUUUGUCUGGCCAGUCUACUCUGGUGAUGCUAUCGACGGGUUCUGGGAAAUCCUUAUGCUACCAAUUGCCGGCGUACCUGUACUCCCAGCAUUUCCGCUGCAUUACUCUAGUAAUUUCACCCUUGGUAUCCUUGAUGGACGAUCAAGUAAUGGGUAUGCCUAAGGUUCUGUCCGCUGCAUGUUUGCAUACCAAUCAGACACCGAAGAUAAGAGAGCAAGUGAUGCAAUCGGUGAAGGAUGGUAAAGUGAACAUUCUUCUGGUGUCACCGGAAGCAGUGGUAGCUAGUGAAAAAUCUACUGGGUUUGGUGCCCUCCUCAAGCAGCUACCGCCAAUUGCGUUUGCUUGCAUCGACGAAGUCCACUGCAUCUCUCAAUGGUCGCACAAUUUCCGACCUUCCUAUCUGAUGGUUUGCCGAGUGCUCAAGGAGAAGCUGCGCGUGAAGACGAUAUUGGGACUUACGGCGACUGUCACGAAGACCACUGCAGAAAGUAUAGUGAAGCAUCUGGAUCUACACGACGGUAUGUCCGGCAUCAUAUCCGACGUACCCUUGCCUAAGAAUCUCAUUUUAACGGUGUCCAAAGAUGAAAACAAGGAUUACGCGUUGAUCGCGUUGUUGAAGAGCGACAGAUUCCGCGAACUUGACUGUAUAAUAGUCUACUGUAUUCGUAGGGAAGAGUGCGAGAGAAUCGCAGCCUUGUUAAGAAUAUCGCUGAAGGAUCCGCGAAACCCUGAGAAGCCAAAGGCGAAGAUAUCCACGAUAGCCGAGGUUUACCACGCCGGUAUGACGGCUUACAAGCGCAAAAUUGUACAAAAGGAGUUUAUGAGUGGCAAAAUUAAAAUUGUAGUUGCCACUGUUGCAUUUGGAAUGGGCAUCAAUAAAUCAGACAUUCGAGCUAUCAUUCAUUAUAAUAUGCCCGGUACCUUCGAAGGAUACGUGCAAGAGAUUGGUCGUAGCGGAAGGGACAGUAUCACUGCACACUGUCAUUUAUUCUUGAAUCCUACGCAAAAUAGUGAUAAAUGGGAAUUACGUAGACAUAUACAUGCGAACGGUGUCGAUAGAUAUACGAUUAGACAUCUGCUUCAAAGAAUUUUCAUCCCUUGCUCUUGCAAAAAAAUCAAUGAGAAAAAUUCCAAUUGGAGGUGUCCUGGUCACGAAGUCGCUCUUCCAAUCGAUGAGAUCGUAAAAGACCUUGAUAUUACGCAGGAAACAAUUUCGACAUUACUCUGCUAUCUCGAAUUACACCCAAAGAGGUUUAUUACCGUGUUGUCGUCUGUAUACGUGCGAGCGCGGGUUUCCAGCUACAAUGGACCACAAGCUCUUAAACAAGCGGCACAAUCUUCUCCACCACUUGCAAUGGCGAUAGCAUUGGACAUGCAGAAGGGGAUUUCGCAUGAGGACAGUAACAUCAUAGAAUUUUCGGUAAUCAACGUCGCAUCGGCCAUAGGCUGGGAUAGUGGGAUAGUAAAGAGUCAUCUCAAAACGUUGGAAUGGACGACAGGAGCUGAUGGAAAAACGAAACGCUCGGCUAUAUCGGUACAAUACGAUAAACUCGGCUUACGAGUGAAAGCGCCGGGUGAUCUGACAGACACGGAAUUGGAUGAGGCGCUUGACACACUGAUCGCCCGUACCCAGUCUCAAGAAUCUUCGUGUUUGCAGCAACUCGAACUCAUAUCCUUCGCGUUCGAUAAAAUUAGCGUACCAACGAUCAAGGAUUGUUUGAUUUUGGACGACGAUGUCAUGAAGAGAUCGGACGAACUUAAAAAUAUUAUCAGAGACUACUUUCAAUCGGAUUCUCCUUUAAAUAAUGCUGAUAUUGGUUUCCAGGAUAAGGUGACGAAUGAGGAGCAGAUUGCUGCCGAUGUGCGCAAUUUGAUAAUACGUUAUAGAGAUACGAAAUUUACUGGUCGUGCUGUAGCUCGCAUCUUUCAUGGAAUACAAAGCCCGAAUUAUCCUGCAUUGAUUUGGAGCAAGUGUCGUUUUUGGAGGGUACAUAUCGCUGCAAAUUUCAAUGUUAUUUGUAAAAUUGCGACUAGAGAAAUUCUAGCGUUACGAUAACGAGAUUGGUUAAUCGAAUGAUAAUGUACUUGACAUAUAUUUAAUUCUUUCUAUUAUUAUUAACUUCAUUUCAAGUUUUAUUGAAAUAAAUUUUAAUAGUGCAUUGAGAAAUUGAUAUGAAAAAAAUUAUUUCUCUUUAAAAACUUACAUGGUCUCAAUAUUCGAUUUCACGUUAAUUUAUCAAAAUUUCAUUAAAAACAAGUAGUCGUGUAAACUUAUUUUAUGUUUGGAGAUAU